CCACCUACCUGGGUCAGUAGAGGAAGACACGUUCUUCGGCUCCCUAGCUAAGGGUAGAGACAUACAGCGCUGCAGAGCAACAUGUAUGAUCUAAACUCCGUCCGGGAUAUGCUGGAGGCGAACCCGGACAGUAAGUGGAGCUGGGUAAUAUACCGCACCACUUACGGCGACGAUGCUGAGUGGGAGCGGUUUAUGAAUCAUCUAAACACUCGCAUUCGCCUUAAGUUGGAAGCCGAGGGAACGGCGACUUGUUCUCUCGCAUCGAUUGGGCUGUACAAAAUGACCUGCGUCUGGAGGAUGCUAGUAUCCGAAAGGUGCGCGAGUAAGCUUUCGCAAUAAUUCAUUGACUGAGUAGUCUGGAGACUAACUUUCCUAGACGCUUUCGCCGUUGGGUCGAGAGGCGAGCAAACGCUGGGCACUACGCGAUUUCGUGCUUGUGUCGUGGUCGGUUAGCACGAGUUGGAAUCGGUCCUCGAGGACGGUCCGUCGCCGGAGGAAUUCGAUGCGGAUGGGAUGGGCUGGGUCACUGUGGUGUCACUGGAUGAAGAGGAGGGCGACACUGCAGUCGGAGUAUCGUACCUGACACGGGCAUAUGCAUUGAGCGAGGACCUAGGCUGGCAUACC
Trematosphaeria pertusa is the source of this 624-nucleotide messenger RNA. RefSeq lists its product as uncharacterized. The transcript has a single exon. The record is from RefSeq and is a predicted model, not a curated record. NCBI's taxonomy places the organism in Eukaryota, Fungi, Ascomycota, Dothideomycetes, Pleosporales, Trematosphaeriaceae. The coding region runs from base 82 to 339 and encodes 85 amino acids.